Messenger RNA from Mya arenaria, 8236 nucleotides. RefSeq names its product transcription factor 7-like 2. Gene Ontology annotation, cellular component: beta-catenin-TCF complex. Bases 887 to 2659 code for a protein of 590 amino acids. Gene Ontology annotation, biological process: canonical Wnt signaling pathway; regulation of transcription by RNA polymerase II. The transcript has 8 exons. Gene Ontology annotation, molecular function: RNA polymerase II cis-regulatory region sequence-specific DNA binding; DNA-binding transcription factor activity, RNA polymerase II-specific. The record is from RefSeq and is a predicted model, not a curated record. Lineage: Eukaryota; Metazoa; Mollusca; Bivalvia; Myida; Myidae.
ACAUUAAGGUCCAGCCGGAAACUGCUUAACAGUUGUGGACCACCAUUGGUUGUGAGCAGACUGUUAUAUAUUUACUGCAGCAUUAUGGGAUUAAUUAUUAUUACAUAAGUUUUGUUGAUUUAUUGUAACGUUUUGUUAAUUGUUACCUCACUUGUGAUAUAUCAUAUCCCUCAGAUGCCAUAUCAAUUUAUUUGGCGAAGUGUUGUGCUAUAUGAAAUAUAUAGAAAAAUAUUCAUUUUAAUUUACGCAAUAAUAUUAUUUUUGUAAAAAAAGGCAAAAUUAAUUUCGAAAAAUAGAGUUGUGAAGAACUUAUUUUUCUGUGCUCAAACCAUAAGUCUUCAUAAUAAUUAUAUUCAAAUAUAUCAAAAGACGUUGACAAUUCAAUUAGCCGCGUGUUACCGGUGAUGGACAUAACCAAUUGCAAGUGACAGUGGACAUAAUUGGUAUUAAUUAGAUAAUUCUCCUCUUCAUAGGACUCUGAGGAGCUCGUUGAACUGAUACAUAUUAAUAACACAGACAUCGAAAAACUUGUUAAUUGUAACAGCCACAAUCAAAAUAUCACAUCACAUUAUUGCUAUUGGUCUAUUGGUUGACUCUGUUGUCUUAGGUAAUAGAGAUGUAUAUAUAAUCAUAAUUCCAGGAAGAGAAAGUGCCUUUUUUCCUUACAGCAAUGUGCGGUAGCUCAUAUUAAAAUAAUUUCACGCCAACAUUAUUGAGAGAAAAGGAUCAUUAUUACUUCAAGUCUUAUUUCAAAGACAAAAGAAAAAAAAUUGUUACAAAUAAAAAGAUUAAUUAAAGAAACAAAGUAUUUCCUGUGACAAAAGGAAAAUGAACUAAACUGAUGCGACUAUGAUCUUGGACUCUGUGACGAAACUACAGAAAUACAAUGUGGGAUUCGUUGACAAAAACGUCGGCGGGUGUCGCUGGUUGUAAGGAGUGUGAGGCUGCCGCAACAGGGUGUCGUUCAGGUUGUAGCUCUGCACCGCUCACUGUCGAACGUGACAGGGACUUCCUGUGGAUUCGUACCAAAAUGCCUGUCUGUAUAUGGCCAGAAACUUGCCUCCUUGGCUGUUCACCAUUGCAUGAUCACUUGCUGGGUGGGAAAGUUCCAAUGUUGCAGUCCCCACUCAGUGUCAUGAUGGGAUACAAUAACGAGGGACCGUUCGCCUCCCCACCCCCCGCUCACAUGGGAAUACCUACCGUCGCCAUAGACCCCAAAACAGGUUUACCCCGCCAUCCAUUUCCUUAUCACACAGGCCCCGGCCAGUUCCCACCCUCAUUAUACCCUGACCAAUGGCAGAGACCUCCAGGUUACCCUAUAUCUUCCGGUGCAUUGGGUGGACACUACCCCCCAUCUUUCAUCAACUCCAACGCCCGCUACCCCCCGGGCCUCUUUCCCCCCGGGGUACACCCAGGCAUGCCCCACCCCAUGGGCGGACCAAAACAGGAGGGAGGAGUCUCAGACAAUCACAGACACGGAUAUGAGGGUGGGGGAAGUCAAAGUCCCCAGCCGGAGAAAAAGAAACCCCAUAUAAAGAAACCCCUCAACGCUUUUAUGUUAUUUAUGAAGGAACAACGUGCAAAAGUUGUCGCAGAAUGUACAUUAAAAGAAUCUGCUGCAAUAAAUCAAAUAUUAGGUCGUCGGUGGCAUGCUUUAGAUCGUUCAGAGCAGGCCAAGUAUUAUGAAAUGGCUCGGAAAGAAAAGGAAUUACACCUUCAGCUAUACCCCGGUUGGAGUGCCCGGGACAAUUAUGCUGUUCAUGCAAAAAAGAAAAAAAGAAAGUGUGAUGUUGUUAAGGGGGAAAAAGUGCCACGUCUCGAUGAAAGAUAUAUGGAUAACCCCGCAUUUGGAGAAUGUACGAGAGAUGCAAAAAAGUGUCGAGCGCGGUACGGAAUGGAUCAACAAAAGAAUUGGUGUAAACCGUGUCGGAGGAAGAAAAAAUGCAUUAGGGUUUUCAGUGACGAUGGCACGGAUGCUGAGGAGGACCAGUACAGCGACAGCAACAUGGGCGCAGACAGUUACCACGACAGUGACAGUAUGAUGGGGAGCCCCACCCCCUCCUCCGCCAGCGAGGACCCCUUCUCCACACCCAGCAAGUCACGCAGCGUGAGAAGUGUUGGUGUCGAAUCACCCCUUGUACACGACACCACACGUGACCUCCAUCACCACAUCCACCAACAUAAUUAUCCAAUGGUGGAUAAUAAAAUGUCAGAUACUAGUGCCUUUAGACCUGUGGAUGGCAAUAUGCCAGCAGCUCCGUUUAAUUCCCCAUUCUCAGUGUUCCAACUCACUGACCGAGACAGGCCGAAUCAGGAACGAUACAUUUCACAACAUUUUCCACAUAUUUCCACAAUGAAUUCAACUCCUUCUCCAAAACCAUUUGGCAUGAGUCGAUCUUACAGCAUCGAGUCACUAGCAAAGUCUUCGGUGACAUCCGAUGCACGUGACAAGGAGAGUACCGACCCAAAUAAUUCAUUCAACCUUGAUUUGUCGCCUCUCUCCAGCCCAGGCGAUAUGGGCUCUCCAAAAUUCAGCCUCUCUACAUUUUCUGAAGAUAUUAACAAAAACUUGAGUCCAAAGAAGACGAUGACAAAUUCGUUCAGUAUUUCAACACUUUCUGUUUCAUCGGUAACACCAUCAAGAGUUCACUGUAGCUGACCGGAGUAUAAACAUUGAAGUCUGAAGAUGAGUGCAAGUGUCCUUAACUACAAAAACUGCCAGCGUGUCUGUCCAAACUGUCAAACUCUGAAAGCUUGAGAAGGCAGAAUUGAUAAGCCAUUUUUCUCAAGCUUCUAUGGUAACUAGGACUUAAGGAGACAAUCUGAAAUAAGUCUGGUGGGUGACAGUAAUUUCUGACCUAGUCUGCCUAAUGUCGAAGCCCUCCCUGAUGUGUUGACUCAGUCAACAAAAUUUCCUCCAUAUUUAGCAGUGUGCUUGUGUCCAUUCCUCAUCUAUUACAAACCAGGGAUCUCAGAACUAUAUUUUCAUGUUUGAAUUGAACCUUUUCAUGAGACAAUGUACAAUAAUUGCAGUGACAUGAAAGAACCCGGAAGAGAUACCUGAAAAACAGUGUGAUUCAGUCAUCGACAAAAUGGCGCAAUCGUCAUUUACGAUGAUCUUAAGGUUGCUUGUUCUUUGAAGGUAAUCUCCCACGACCUGUUGACUCUUUUACGAGCCAGGAAAAGGUUUGUCAUACAAACGAUACCUAAGGAGCGGAGAACCAAAACUCGGCCAUUUUGGCCACUGGUGACAAAGCAUGUUGAACAAAAACGUGUUGAACAAAUUAUCUCAAGUGUGUUGGCGACAUGCCAAAUUUCUACUGUGUUCAAGUUAAUCAAACCCCCCCUACAUUCUUCUUUCAGUCGAUUACUUGUUGCAACCAGUCUGUGAAAAAGAAGACUUGUUUUGACGUAUGUUGGACUGGUUGCAUCGAGAAACUCGAAGAAAACUUGUUCGACGGUGUCUUAUUGUAUGCGUCUUUUGAAAUAAUGUGUAUUCAUUAUAAGAUUGUGUGUAAUGUACUUAAUAUAAAACUUCUUGUUAUUAAAGUUAGUGUUACUGUUUCAUAAAUUUUGUAAUGUUGAUGUAAAAUGAAGUUUCGUCUUUUGUGAUAUGACAUUGUAAAGAUAUCAGAGUAUUUGUUAUUUUGUUAAAAAAUCUUACUUGGCACUGUUUUCUAAAUUCACAUCUAGGAAAUUUGCACAAAUGUUUUUCACAGCUGAUGUUAAAAGCCUUUGACUGUUGAUUGCUUUCAUUUUGGAAGAUUUUUUUUUUAUUUUUCUAAUAUUUGUGACAAUGUCACUACGUAUAUUGAAAACUGAAUUACGCUGAGGGAUAACCUACUGCAUUCACAGAAGCAAAUCUUACUUAAGUAUCACCAUGGCAUCGCUUAUCCUAAUCAUUUCAAAUAUUGUCAAACAAUCUUAUCAUUGAGGAUAUGAUUUAAAAACAUAUGAUCAAGAUUUUUUUUUAAUAUUAAGUCAUUUUUGGAAAUUAAUUAGAACAUUUACCAGCCUAGGAUUCAAACAUUGUCUUAAUUGAUCAAUUAAACUAUUUUUACUGAAAUAGGUAUUAUUUCUACUUAAAAUUAUUGUUUUUGAAAAAGCCACCAUACCUUACCUUCUUUGACAAGAUGGUGGCUAAAAUUACAAAAAAGAAAGAUGUCUGAAUAUGAAAGCAAUCGUCAGUAUUUGGAUAUGAGGAUGAACUACUGUGUGGGUGAUCAAGCCAUUGCUCUUGUAUCUUACAAUAUCUGGGCAGGUCUUUCAAUAAGUGUCUAUGAUAUAUGACUCAUGUGAUAUAGGAAUCAUGUGAUGAGUAAAGAUUGUGCUACAAAUCUAAAUAAGUCUCUAAUAUAAUGAAUACUGUAUUUACCAUCAGUCAGACGCAUGUCUUGGAAGUUAGUGUUUUUUUUGCUAUCAAUAGAUUAUAAAAGGUGCAAUCUUAAAAAUAACUCAAAAUCAAAUAAGUCACUCUAGUGUAAGAAGAUAAUAAACAGCUUCUAUUUCUAUAUGCAGUUAUUGAGUUCUUGCAGCAGUGUAACUAAAUCCCUUCUCCCAAAGCAAACAAUUGGUUUAAAUCAUAAUUUAUAUGUAAGAAAAAACAAUUGCAAGGCUUGAUGAAAAGAUAGGCCCAUAUAAUUUAUAUUGUAUAUUCGUCAGGGAACGAAACUUGGUGCAUACUGGUAGUAAUUCUCACUACUGUUAGUAGGAGAUUUCCUACACUGAUGAGUUGUAGGUGGCAUAGUAACCUUUCUGAUUGAUCAAAUAAUGUAUGCCAGUUCUUUCAAAGAUAUAUCACAAUAUGUGUACAUGGAUGUUUGAUGGGAACUUUUUUUCUUAUCUUGAAGCAAAGGAUAUAUCUCUUUAUUGUUACAGUACAGAGUCCAUAUUGGUCUAUAUUUAGCUUGGAUUGUUGACAAUUAAGCCAAAAAUUAUAUGCUUUACUAAGUAUGUACUUAUUUUUUUUUUAUAUCACUUGAAUUUCUUAAUGAGAAAAAAGGCACAGAAUUAAGUUAUCUUAAGUUAGUAAUAUGAAGUUGAAGCUUUAAGCAGUGUUCAUAAAUAACAGUUGAUACUUUCAGCAUAAUGAUAACUUGGACAUUUACUGCAAAAAUUGAAUUUCCAAAUGAUAUAGUAAUCUACUCUAGUGAAAUAUAAUUAACUUGAUGAGUACUUGUAUAUCUUGUUGAGAAUACAAAACUGAAGCGAAAACGAAUGAAACUGAUUAUGAAUUGAUAUAUAUAUAUAUAUAUAUAUAUAUUUAUGUUGGGAUUCAUUUAAAGUGUGCUCACAUCAUCAUUUAUAUCAUGACUUCUGAGUGCCAUUAUUUGUUGUUUAUUUAAUUUUCCUAGCAGAUCGCAUUUUUGAAAUGCAGGCCACUGCUCAAUGUUUUUUCACAAAGUGUUUUCAACGACAAGUUUCAGAGCAUUGUGUUUUCAUCAAGGCAAAUUGUUAUUUAUUUCCAUUACUUAACACUGACUUUGCAGUACGUUACUUAUAACUUCAAUUUUAAAAUUAAUUGCCGUCAGUUGAUGUAGGGUACCAUUAGGGUAUUUAAUUUAAAUGACUAUGUAAAAUAAGAAAUUUUGUUUCGGUGAUACUGUUGAUGUAUGUAAGUCAGUGAAUUAAUGUGAUCAAAUACAUGUCCUUUUUCAAGAAGACCUUUGCUCUGAAUCCUUGUUUUUAAGCCUUGUACAUAUCCAGAACAGCAGUCAGACAUAACAUUUCAAUUAUGACUCAGGCAUAAGUCUUACGUUGGACAUUACCGUAUGUUUGUGUCAAAGACAUAGCCGUACGAUUGUGUCUCGAACAUAGUCCCAUGAUUGUGUCUCAGACAUAAGCCUAUGUUUGUGUCAAAGACAUAGCCGUACGAUUGUGUCUCGAACAUAGUCCCAUGAUUGUGUCUCAGACAUAACCCUAUGUUUGUGUCAAAGACAUAGCCGUACGAUUGUGUCUCGAACAUAGUCCCACGAUUGUGUCUAAAACAUUACCCUAUGUUUGUGUUUCAGACAUAGCAGUAUGAUUGUGUUUCGGACAUAACCCUAUGUUUGUGUCUAAGACAUAGACCUAUGAUCAUGUCUCGAACAUAGUCCUUCUAUUGUUUCUCGGACAUUAGCCUACGUUUGUGUCUUAGACUGUUUCACAGUGCCUCAUUUCAUUGUUAAGAUACUUGCUUGUUUGGUGCAGGAACACAAGAACUGCCUUCAUAUUUCAUAUAGAGAUACAUGUAUUUCAGUUUUGGUGCCAAGUCCAUUCUUCAUGAUUGGUGUUGGACAUUGAUUUACCUUACUAAAUAAUAGAAUUUUUUUUGUAAGUUACAACAUGGUUCAGGCAGACAUGGUGUUCAAAUAUUUCAUUUUUUGAUUAUCACAUUUUGUUACUGGUUCCAUCAAAGUUUUCUUGUCAAAAAUUGUAUGUUAGUCUUCCCUGAAGUGAAAUCAAAAUGCGUAAUAUUUUUUUAUAUCGACUGACAGGCUUUUUCAGAAUUUAUACACUAUUUAAUUUUGCUUUAAAAUGUAUAGAAAAAAAUGUGUCAAUUAAUUAGAUAGAUGUUCAUUCAAAUAUGUUGUUAAUCAAGUUGUUGUAACAGUGUACUGAAAAGACUUAUUAAAGUUAGAUCUUUUGCUGGAACCUACACAUUGGGUCCUCUAGAGGAAACUGUAUGGACAUACACAUUGGGUAUACUUGAAAAACCUGUAUGGACAUACACAUUGGGUCCUCUAGAGGAAACUGUAUGGACAUACACAUUGGGUAUACUUGAAAAACCUGUAUGGACAUACACAUUGGGAGUACUAAUAGCAACUGUAUGGACCCACACAUUGGGUGCACUAUUAGAACCUGUAUGGACCUACACAUUGGGUAUACUAGAAGAAACUGUAUGGACAUACACAUUAUGUAUACUAGCAGCAAAACUGUACAGCUCCUGUUUUAAGCAUGACUUGGGUUAACUAGUUGUUGAUAAUGUGUUUCAAUGUUUUGUUGGACUUGGACUUUGUACAAUAUGAUUGGUCUACCUCUUUCAAUCUUUCAUUAAGUUUAUUGAAUUGAAAUGCACAGUACAAAAAAAACUAGUUAGUAGUGAUUGAUUUUGUCAGUUCUCUUAAGUAGAUGAAGUGAUUAUUCUUGGAAAAAGAUCAGAUUUUUAUUGAUAAAAACAUGUAAAGGAAUGGAAAUAUUUUUUUUAAAUUUUCUUAAAAUUAUUUUCAUAUGCACUAAAUUAAUUUCAUUUUAUUACCAAUUUUUUUAUAAAAAGCUUCUAUUCAGUUUGGAAAAUGAACAACCAAAAUAGUUUUUAUGAAAAUCUCACCUUUAUGUUAAGAAUAUAUCACUGCUGGUGGAUUUUCAAUCCAACUUCUAGUCAGAUAUAUAUAUGUAUAUCUUAACUGCCAGUGUAGUCAAUAGUAUAGUUUUCUCCCUUUUACACUGCUCUUAAUUCUCUCCCUUUGAUAAAAAAAUGCCAUUGGCAUUUUAUUCUCGAAUUUAAACAGUUUUGCAAAAUAUAGCUGAAUCAUCUCUUUCCCCCUCAUACUUUUCUUACAAGAAAUGCUUAUAGUAUAUAGGACUUAUUAUUUUGAUCUCUAAAAAUAGUGAAAUGAAUUGCUACAUGUUUUGCUUUUCAAUGUUUAUUAAAAUGCUGAAUUCUGAAUUUGGACUUUAUAGGUUUGUUUUCGUAUUAAAUUAAUCAAAAUAAUUUCACUGAAUGAUAGGUUGUAACAAGUCUUAAUAGGUUGAAAAUAAUGCUUUAUAUUUUGUUGAUUUACAUUUUUAGGAAAAAAUGGACUAUUAUGUAUUUAAAAACAAAUAAGUCGGUAUUUUUUGUAUUUAUUAUUAUGGGUUUAUUUUGCCAUAAUUGAAGGAAAACCUUGAACUUACAAUAGGUGCUUUGUAAAUAGGGUCUGUUUGUUAUUGUUUAUUUAUUUCUUGGGCGGGAAGGCCUUUUAAUUAUGGUGUAUAUUGCUUGGGGCUAUGAAGAUUUUAUGUUCUCAAUGACAGUUUUAAUAGUGUAUAUUAAUGUCUUGUUUUACUGUUCUUCAACUCUACAAAAUAUUAAAACCACAAGUCCAUUUCAGAAUUUGGCUGUUAAAUAGUUUGUUUGAGUAUAUUAUAGUUCAUGUUCAUUUAUUAUAGUUCAGAGCUUUUAAAAGCCAUCAUGUUCAUAACUUUCAUUGAUGAAUCAUUUGACUGUGUAUUUUUAUGUUAAUGAAUUGUUUCAAUAAUAAAUUUACAUUGAUUU